This is a messenger RNA of Corylus avellana, 2279 nucleotides long. Its product is annotated as serine/threonine receptor-like kinase NFP. The record is from RefSeq and is a predicted model, not a curated record. Gene Ontology annotation, biological process: protein phosphorylation. Gene Ontology annotation, molecular function: ATP binding; protein kinase activity. Lineage: Eukaryota; Viridiplantae; Streptophyta; Magnoliopsida; Fagales; Betulaceae.
CUUAUUGGUGGCUACAUUUAUAAUUCAACCACUUCGACCAGAAGCAGUAGGACCAAUGUGAAACUGAUGGGAGAUGAAGGUGAAAAAGCAGGACUGUCUUGACUGGGAACUUCAUAAACAGAGUUUCUCUUCUAUAUUAUGGAUCUUGCAGAAUUUCACUAGCUAACAUUUCAGGGGUUGGAAGGAAGAAACCAUAAUGAAAACUAAAACCCUUUACAGUUCUUCUCUCCUGCUCUUCUUCUUCUUCUUCUACCAUCACCUUCUCCAAACAUCACAUGCGCAGCCAGAACCCAAUACAACAGGCAUCACCUGCACAAAUCAGACAGCCAAUCCAUGCCAAACCUACGCCUUCUACCAAGCCACAGCUCCCGACUUCCUUGACCUGGCCUCCAUAGGUGACCUCUUUUCUGUCAGCCGCCUAAUGAUAUCAAAACCCAGCAACAUAUCCGCCCCCAACUCCACUCUCGUUGCUAGCCAGCCCCUCUUUGUUCCUCUUACAUGCUCCUGCAACUCUGCCAAUGUUAGUAACAUUUCCACAACCAUCUCCUAUGCCAAUCUCUCGUAUACAAUCAACUCAGGCGACACUUUCUACCUUGUCUCCACCAAUAAAUUUCGGAAUCUUACAACCUACCAGUCUGUUGAGGUCGUCAACCCCUCUCUCGUCCCUACCAACCUUGCUGUUGGUGCUAAUGUCAUCUUUCCCAUCUUUUGCAAGUGUCCAAACAGGACCCAGUUGCAAAAUCAAGUCAAUUACCUGGUGUCCUAUGUGUUCCAGCCUUCUGAUAACUUAUCAAUAAUUGCUUCAACGUUUGGAGUACAGCAACAGUCUAUAGUUGAUGUUAAUGGAGAUAAUUUCCAGCCUUUCAAUACCAUAUUCAUUCCGGUCAAUCGGCUUCCAGUACUGUCACAGCCUGCUGUGGCUCCUCCUCCUCCUCCUCCUCCUCCUGCUGCUGCUGCUGAAGAGACUGAUAAUCGGGAAGGGGUUGUUACAGGAUUGGCGAUUGGGUUGGGAAUUACUGGAUUUUUUCUACUUUUGCUUGGUGGGUUGUGGGUUUAUAGAGAGGCUGUGUUGAAGAACAGGAAGGGCCUGGAGGAAGAUAGGGAGAAGCAGAGGCAGCUGUUGGGUAUGGAAGGGAAGGGGUUGAAGAAAAUGGAGUCGAAUUUGAUGGCAGAUGUCUCAGAUUGCUUGGACAAGUACAGGGUGUUUAAGAUUGAAGAUUUGAAAGAAGCCACUGAUGGGUUCAGUGAGAGUUCUUUGAUUCAGGGAUCUGUGUACAAAGGUUGCAUUGAUGGGGAGUUUUAUGCCAUCAAGAAGAUGAAGUGGAAUGCCUAUGAGGAGCUCAAGAUCUUACAGAAGGUAAACCAUGGGAAUUUGGUGAAGCUAGAGGGCUUCUGCAUAGACCCAGAGGAUGGGACUUGCUAUCUAAUCUAUGAGUAUGUUGAAAACGGAUCUCUUCAAUUAUGGCUGCAUGGAAACAAGGAUGAAAAAUUGAACUGGAAAACAAGGUUACGAAUAGCUAUUGAUGUUGCAAAUGGUCUCCAAUACAUACAUGAGCACACCAGGCCAAGGGUUGUGCAUAAAGACAUCAAAAGUAGCAACAUUCUCUUAGACACAAACAUGAGAGCCAAAAUUGCCAACUUUGGGCUGGCAAAAUCCGGAUGCAAUGCCAUAACCAUGCACAUCGUUGGAACUCAAGGCUAUAUUGCACCCGAGUAUUUAGUUGAUGGGGUGGUGUCAACAAAAAUGGAUGUUUUUUCUUUUGGGGUGGUUUUGCUGGAACUUAUUUCUGGGAAGGAGGCCCUUGAUGAGGAGGGGAAUGUUUUGUGGGCAAAGACUAGUGGAAUUUUGGAGGGCAAUGAAGAGAGGAAGGCAAAUGGGGUGAAGAAAUGGAUGGAUGAUGUUCUGAAGGCAGAGUCAUGCUCCAUGGAUGGGGUGGUAAAUGUCAUGACCAUUGCCAUUGCUUGCUUGCAUAGAGAUCCAUCAAAGCGGCCAAGUAUGGUGGAUGUUACUUAUGGGCUGUGUAAGAGUGAUGAUUUGAACUUUGACAUCUCAGAUGAUGGGAUGUCAUCUCCACUGAUAUUGGCAAGAUAAUUCAAACAAUGGUACUUAUAGUCAACGACCUGUUUGAGUAUGCAAGUUGAUGGAAUUUGUGUAAGAAUAAUGUGAACAUUAGACUAGAUAUAUAGCACUAUUAGUUGUAUGUAUGAGAUUUUGAAAUGCAUUAUUAUUUUACCUUUUUACCAAGAAAAAAAAGUAGUGACUGAGUCAAGUUUGUGUU